Messenger RNA from Cyprinus carpio (common carp), 2464 nucleotides. Its product is annotated as protein disulfide-isomerase A3-like. Gene Ontology annotation, biological process: response to endoplasmic reticulum stress; protein folding. NCBI's taxonomy places the organism in Eukaryota, Metazoa, Chordata, Actinopteri, Cypriniformes, Cyprinidae. Gene Ontology annotation, cellular component: endoplasmic reticulum; cell surface. Gene Ontology annotation, molecular function: protein disulfide isomerase activity. The record is from RefSeq and is a predicted model, not a curated record.
ACUUGUUUAACAAUACGUUUAUUAGUUUAUUUAUUUUUUUUAUCCCAGGAGGAACUUUGAUUGACAGAGAAAGUAACCAAUGAGCCUUUUACAUCUCAUCCGCUGUAGAAUAACUAGCCAAUCAUCGCUUGCUUCAGUGACACGUUGUGUUUUCAUCCCGCCUCUCACACACAUAUCGGCGGAAACCGCCUGGGUAUGUGCGUUUUUGUUUUAGUUUAGUGUUGGUUUCAUAGGAGAUCAUUCUCUCUUCCCGCCUCGAUGGAUAACUUUAUGUUGUGCGGGGUUUUAUGUGUGUCAGUUCUGUGUGUGUUGAGCUCGGCAGCGCGUGGACGCAAUGAUGCGCUCGAGCUCAAAGACGCAGAUUUCGAGUACAUCGCACCCGAGCACGAGACCCUGCUGGUGAAGUUUUAUGCCCCAUGGUGUGGACAUUGUAAGAAACUUGCUCCUGAGUUUGAGACUGCAGCUACACGACUGAAGGGAACAGUAACUUUAGCCAAGGUGGACUGUACUGCUAAUACAGAGACCUGUAAGCGCUAUGGUGUCACUGGAUACCCAACACUCAAAAUAUUUCGGAACGGAGAGGAAUCAUCAUCAUAUGAUGGGCCACGCUCAGCUGAUGGAAUCGUGAACUAUAUGAAGAAACAGGCCGGGCCUGAUUCUGUGCCUCUGCAUAGUGAGCAUGACCUGGAGAACUUUAUCAACAGCUUUGAUGCCAGCAUAGUUGGAUUCUUCUCUGGAACUGACAGUUCUCAACUCUCUGAGUUUCUUAAAGGAGCCAGUUUAAUGAGGGAGAGUUUCCGCUUUGCCCACACCACAGACCUAGAGCUCGGAAAGAAAUAUGAGGUCAAAUACGAGUCUGUGCUUCUGUUCCGUCCCCCCAGACUGAGCAGUAAGUUUGAGGAGAGUGUGGUUCACCACAGAGGACCCCUGUCCAUCACAGGCCUGCGCCGCUUCAUCAGAGACAACAUUUUUGGACUCUGUCCUCACCUGACCAAAGAGAAUAAGGAUUCAUUGAGGAAGAGGGAUUUACUGACGGCCUACUAUGACUUAGAUUAUCUUCGCAAUCCCAAAGGCUCCAACUACUGGAGAAACAGAGUGUUGAAGGUGGCGUCUAAGUUCAGUUCUCAGGGCCUGCUGUAUUCUGUGGCGAACCGUAAUGACUUUCUGGAGGAGCUGGAGGAUGAGUUCGGUCUGGGCGCGUCGGACGCAACUGAGCUGCCGUUUGUCACCAUCAGGACACGAACAGGAAACAAAUACACCAUGCGAGAGGAGUUCACACGAGAUGGCACGUCUUUAGAGAAUUUUCUGGAAGACUAUUUUGCUGGGCGACUGAAGUGUUACGUCAAAUCCGAGCCUGUGCCGGCCAAAAACAAUGCAGCUGUCAAGGUGGUUGUGGCAGACACGUUUGAAGAGAUCGUCAAUGACCCAGAGAAAGACGUGCUUAUUGAGUUUUAUGCUCCGUGGUGUGGCCACUGUAAAAAACUGGAGCCCAAGUAUACAGAGCUUGGAGAACAGCUAUACAGUGAUCCCAAUAUUGUAAUCGCCAAGAUGGAUGCAACUGCCAAUGACGUCCCGCAGGGUUAUGAUGUGCAAGGAUUUCCUACAAUAUACUUUGCAGCUGCUGGCCGGAAAGAUGAGCCAAAACGAUAUGAGGGAGCCCGUGAAGUGAAGGAUUUCAUCAACUUCCUGAAGCUUGAGGCAUCCAAACCUCUUGUUCUAAAUGGAGUCAAAGAGGAGCUGUAAACGUUAAAGGGAAAAUUGCUCUUUGUUGCGGAACAUUGUUCAGGAAGAGUGAAGAAUCCAGUGGGAGGCUGUAUCAUACAUAUCACAAAUAAAUUGGCAACCAUCAGUAAAAUAAAACCAGCUGUAUAUUACACAAAGAUCUAAUGUUUAUAUUGUCCAUGUGAUAGAAAAGUGCAGAUUGCUGCUUAUGUUGAAGAGUCCUGUUUUGUGGUUUAAUCACUUUGUUCUUUGUUGCAAGAGCUUCAUUAAUUUAUGUUUGACAUUUAAACGAAGCUCUCUGUUCAGCAAGAGGUACUCAAUGAAGAGCAGAAAAUGCUUGUUUAUUAAACAAGAGGUAAGUAAAUGACAUGCAUUAUUUUCUGAAUUUUUUAUAUAUAUAUAUAUAUAUAUAUAUAUAUACAUACAUACAUACAUACACACACACACACACAUAUCAAAGACAUGUAGGACUCUCACACAACUUAGGAAAAGACAUUUAUUGUGAAUUCUUAACCCUGGUUCCUCAACAGCUGUAAAGAAGAAAAAAAAACAACACUCAAGAUCAAAACAACAACAAAAAAAACUUUCCAAUGCAUUCAAACUGAUUUAUAUAUUCUAUUCUUGCGCCUCUCUACCAGAAGAAAUACUUUCAACAAGAGAAGAAAAACCUGGGCCCAUACCAAACAUUAAAAAAAAAAACAUCCUAAUUGUGGGUCUGUGGUAAAUCUAGUAAAAUCUCUCU